ACAAAAAAUCUACUGGGAGCAUAAAGAACUUGCAUCCUGAACGCAAACCAAAAGCGGGAACACCUGUAGUGGCACACCAGCCACGAUCUCCGACAACCAGGCUGCAUCAGAUACAGAUGCAAGGUCGUGGUAGAUCCACCAUGUUGACCGUGCUGGGUUCCUCGUCUUCAUCCAGUGGAGUUGUCGCUGGUGGAGAAGUAGGAGGAUCGUCAAGUAGCCACCAUCAUGCCAGUCAACAUCUUCA
Messenger RNA from Amoebophrya sp. A25, 244 nucleotides. The record is from the annotation of a GenBank genome assembly. Lineage: Eukaryota; Dinophyceae; Syndiniales; Amoebophryaceae.